This is a messenger RNA of Fusarium keratoplasticum, 1257 nucleotides long. Its product is annotated as NADPH dehydrogenase afvA. The transcript has a single exon. Gene Ontology annotation, cellular component: intracellular anatomical structure. Bases 1 to 1257 code for a protein of 418 amino acids. NCBI's taxonomy places the organism in Eukaryota, Fungi, Ascomycota, Sordariomycetes, Hypocreales, Nectriaceae. Gene Ontology annotation, molecular function: NADP binding; FMN binding; NADPH dehydrogenase activity. The record is from RefSeq and is a predicted model, not a curated record.
AUGGGGUCGCUACCGGGAGAUUAUCCCACCCACAACCCCAAUAACCCACACAGCAACAUACCUCAAGCAGGCAUCUCAUACUUCACUCCCGCGCAACAGCCCGCCGCCGGCACCCGAAUUCUAGACGACCCCAAUAAAUCGCCUUGCAAACUAUUCACACCCUUGACAAUCCGCGGUGUUACCUUUCAGAACCGCAUCUUUCUCGCACCUCUAUGCCAAUAUUCUGCCAUUGACGGUUAUGCAAACGAUUGGCAUGUCGCCCACAUUGGCGGCAUUCUCCAGCGCGGUCCCGGCAUGGCUAUGAUCGAAGCUACGGCCGUACAGCCAGAGGGACGCAUCUCACCGCAUGAUCUAGGCCUCUGGGAUGAUGGCCAGAUAGCCCCGCUGAAGCGCAUUGUCGAGGUUGCUCACGGCCAGAAUCAGCACAUCGGUAUCCAGCUCGCCCAUGCUGGGCGCAAGGCCAGUACUGUACCGCCGUGGAUCAGCGCCAACGCCGUGGCAACCCCCGACAUUGGUGGCUGGCCUGACGAGAUUUACGGGCCAUCUCCGUUGGCGUAUAAUGAUGUCUUGCCAAAGCCAAAGGAAAUGAGUCUGGCACAGAUCCAAGCAGCCAAGGAGGCAUUCGUGGCUUCUGCCAAGAGGGCUCUCGAAGCUGGCUUCGACGUCAUUGAGAUCCAUGCCGCUCAUGGAUAUCUGCUUCACCAGUUCCUCAGCCCCGUCAGUAACCAGAGGACAGAUGAGUAUGGCGGAAGCUGGGAAAACCGUGUCCGAAUCGUUUUGGAGAUCACGGAACUUAUCCGAGGAGUGAUCCCUGACACCAUGCCGCUAUUUGUCCGCGUUAGUGGUACGGAGUUGCUGGAGGGCCUUGAUGAAUUCCCUGAGAGCUGGACUAUCGCUGAUAGCACCAAACUCGCGCUUCUCCUCGCCGACCGAGGCGUCGACCUGCUUGAUGUCAGCUCCGGUGGCCUCCACCCGAGCCAGGCGACCGGUAUAAAGCCCGGGGCUGGCUAUCAGGUGCCUUUGUCGCAAGAGAUCAAGAAGGGGGUUGGCGAGAAUAUUCUCGUGGCUGCUGUUGGCGGCAUCAAGACGGGUACAUUGGCUGAGGAGGUUCUCCAGUCUGGUAUUGAUGUCGUGUUCUGCGGGCGCUGGUUCCAAAAGAACCCUGGCCUGGUUCACGCUUUUGCCGAUGAGCUUGGAGUAACUGUCAAGAUGGCUAACCAGACCAGUUGGGCCUUUAGAGGACGUGGAAAGAGGUAA